Molecule: messenger RNA, 7403 nt
Organism: Lutra lutra (Eurasian river otter)
Lineage: Eukaryota; Metazoa; Chordata; Mammalia; Carnivora; Mustelidae
Gene: TLR3
Product: toll like receptor 3
Exons: 7
Coding region: 2319-5036 (905 amino acids)
Biological process (GO): immune response; inflammatory response; toll-like receptor signaling pathway
Cellular component (GO): membrane
Molecular function (GO): protein binding; transmembrane signaling receptor activity
Source: RefSeq, a predicted model, not a curated record
AGAUGCUUAAUCGACUCAGCCACUCAGGUGCCGGUGAUUGGUUCUCUAAAUUCCCUUCAGGCAUGUUACUUCCAUCUGUCUCUUUUAGAUCUCUGGCUCUGGCCUUAUUUUUGUUCUUUCAUUUGGGGUAAAUUUCUCCAUUUUGGCAUUUUGUCUAAGUCUCUGCCUUAUUCUAUUAGAAAAGCUAGUUAUGUCUCCUGCUCCUGAAAGUAAUGGCCUAAUGAAGAAGUCAUGUAUUUCCCAGGGCCUAGCUCUUCAGGGAGCGUCUCCACUGUGUGUGUGAACUAUGCUAUUGUGUCUGGCUGUUCUAUCCUUCAGAGAAGUCAUCUGCAGAGGUUCUCUUUGCCCACAGUGGGGCAUUUGCUCCUUGGCCUAAAUAUGGCCAGUUUUAAUGAGGUAUACUCUGGUUUGCUUGUGAAAUGAGACCUAACACUAACUCCACCAGAACUGAGGCCCUACAGAACUCUCUGGCUGGGAGAGAUGGUGUGGGUAAGAGUUUGUGAUAAUCUUCUAGGGGAGGGGACUACCAUACUGGGAAUGAGACAAGCUUGAUUGAGAAAGGCAGUUCCAGAAGAACACGGAGGUCUGGGGUUUAGUGAAACCAAGUUAGGCAGCAAUUGUUGCCACCGAGCUGCUUCUGUCAUGUGGUUCUGUGUUUAUGCUGAUGUGUGGGGAAAGGAAUUGGCACCAGCCAGCCCCUUUGUUCCUGGGGAGGAGUCUCUGUGAAAGUUGCCUCUGAGGGAAGCCCUCCUAGAAUAAUGAAUACUCUCUCUGCUGUGUGCCUUAGGUGCUUCUCAGUUCAAUUCUCCCAAGUCAUAUGCCCUUGGAUUGUUCAGUUGCCGUCUCUCUAGGAGCGGUGCUGUGCCAUCAGGGCUCCCUCUCAGCCAAACCUGCUGACCUCUAAAACUCUAGACUUUAGGCUCUGCUGCUUGCAAGAACUCAGGAAAUUCAUCCCCUCUCAUUUUCUAAAAUAAUAGCUUUGGGGAAAUGUUCUUCUUGCACAUUCCCCUGUGUGUUCCUCUCUCUCUCUUUCUCUCCCUCUUACCCUUCUCUGUGACCAUGGCUCCCUCCCCUCUGAAGUAUCACUGAUCCAUUUCUCUCCUAAACCACAUCCCUGCACUUCCUACCUUCACCAGCGUGGCUCUUCUCUCCCUUAGUUGCGGAGUUUGUUCUGUCAGUCUUCAGGUUGACUUCUGAUGUAUUUAGGACAAUAUGGUCAUUAUCUAGUUGUGUUUGUGAGGUGAGAUGAGCCUAGGUUUCUCCCACUGUGCCCCUAUCUUCCUCUCCUCCCAUACCUUUAGCUCUUUGAGCAUAUUUAAGAAAGCUGGUUUAAAGUCUUUGCCUAGUAAAUCCAAUGUCUGUGUUUUCUCAAGGAGAAUGUCUGGAGAUUUAUAUUGUUUCUUUGAAUGGGCAGUGUUUUCUUGUUUCUUUGUAUGCCUUAUGACUUUUAUUUGAAAAUCAGGCAUUUGAAAAAAAUAGCAACCUCUCCCAGUCCUUGGAAACCAGCUCUGUAUGGGGCAGUGCUUCACCAAUUGAGUCUAUGUGUUCUGAGCUGAAGGAUAUGCCCGAGAUAAAAGCUCAAAGUCCACUCAAGUCUUUUCUGAGAAUACCCCUUGCUUGGGCUUAUGUGUGGCUCUCUCAAUUCCUCCAUAAACAUGGCUAUUUUUGAAUGUCUUAAAAUCCCAGAGUCUCAUUCCAGCUUUUCCUGAGGGACCUACAUGAUUUAUUGUGUCAUCUUUUGCCUCAGGUGCUCUGUAGAUACAAUCUUUCUGAAGCUUUCACAAACACUGACUCCUACUUUUUCCCUAGACUGAGAUUCGAGUUAGAUGAGAAAACUAGUCCUUUAGGAAGCUCCCAAAAUGGGUAUAACAUUGCCAGGAGGUUUGAUCUGCAGCUGGGAAUUUGGCUGCUGCCCCUUCUAGAUGAAGACUGUGCUGAGCCAGGAGGGAGUAGGGAAAUGGACCUGGGGAAAACUCAUUUCUGCUCUGUGUGGCAUCUUCUCCAUGUGAGUCAACUGGGAUUAGAAGAUCUACUCCCAAUAUGGCUCACUCAUUACUUACUGGACAGCAAGUUGAGGCUGGUUGUCUCCUAGGUGCUCGCUGGAGUUGUUGGCCAGACUCUUAGUUCUCCUCCCUGUUGCCUUUGCAGACGGCUAGGUUGUGCUUCUUACCACACAGCAACUGAGUUCCGAAAGGAAGAGGUUUCACUUUCGAGAUUGCAGCAAAUAUGCCGCCCAUCCCUGGAGGAAACGACUGGAUUUGGACUAAUGAAAAAAGGAACGGCCAGCUGUUAUCAGAAUAAAUGAAGAGGGGAGAAACAUGAACCAGAGUUCAUCUUUUCAUAUCUACUUCUUUUGGGGACUGCUGUCCCUGUGGGUUCUCUGUACAUCCUCUACCCAUAAAUGUGUUGUUAGACACGAAGUGGCUGACUGCAGUCAUCUGAAGUUGACUCAAGUGCCUGAUGACCUCCCGACAAACAUAACAGUGUUGAAUCUCACCCAUAAUCAGCUCCGAAGAUUACCAGCUGCCAACUUUACAAGAUAUGGACAACUUACUAUCUUGGAUGGAGGCUACAACUCCAUCUCAAAACUGGAGUCAGAAUUGUGCCAAAAACUCCCCCUGCUGGAAAUUUUGAACCUCCAACACAAUGAGCUAUCUCACCUUUCCGACCAAACUUUUGUCUUCUGCAUGAACUUGACAGAACUCCACCUAAUGUCCAAUUCCAUCAAGGAAAUUCAAAACAAUCCCUUUCAAAGCCUGAAGAAUUUAAUCAAAUUAGAUCUAUCUCAUAAUGGUUUGUCGUCUACCAAAUUAGGAAGUCAGCUCCAACUGGAAAAUCUCCGAGAGCUUCUGUUAUCAAAUAAUAAAAUUAAAGUACUGACACCUGAAGAACUUGAUUUCCUCGGUAAUUCUUCUUUAAAAAAAUUAGAGUUGUCAUCAAAUCCAAUUAAAGAGUUCUCUCCAGGGUGUUUUCAUGCAAUUGGAAAAUUAUUUGGCCUCUCUCUGAACAAUGCUCAGCUGACCCCCAGCCUCACAGAGAAGCUUUGUUUGGAACUGUCAAACACAAGCAUUCAGAAUCUAUCCCUGAGCAACACCCAGCUGUACAGAACCAGCAAUAUGACUUUCUUUGGACUAAAGCACACGAAUCUCACCUUGCUUGAUCUUUCCCACAACAACUUAAAAGUGAUUGAGAACGAUUCCCUGGCUUGGCUUCCUCAUCUAGAACAUUUCUUCCUGGAGUAUAAUAAUAUAGAGCAUUUGUUUUCUCGUUCCUUUUAUGGGCUUCUCAACGUGAGAUACCUGGAUUUGCGACACUCUUUUGCUAAACAAAGCAUUUCCCUUGCGUCGCAGCCCAAGAUUGAUGAUUUUUCCUUUCAGUGGCUAGAACGUUUGGAGUAUCUUAACAUGGGGGACAACAACCUUCCAGGCAUCAAAAGCAAUAUGUUCACAGGAUUGAUCAAGCUAAAGCACUUAAGUCUCUCCAACUCCUUUGCAAGUUUGCGAACUUUAACCAAUGAAACAUUUUUGUCCCUCGCUCCGUCUCCUUUAGUCACACUCAAUCUAACCAAAAACAAAAUCUCAAAAAUAGAGAGUGGUGCUUUUUCUUGGUUGGGCCACCUACAAGUGCUCGACCUUGGCCUUAAUGAAAUCGGACAAGAGCUCACGGGCCAAGAAUGGAGAGGUCUAGAAAAUAUUGUUGAAAUCUACCUUUCCUACAACAAAUGCCUGCAACUGACUAGCAACUCUUUUGCCUUGGUUCCAAGCCUCCGACGACUGAUGCUCCGAAGAGUGGCCCUUAGAAAUGCGGACAGCUCCCCUUCACCUUUUCAUCCUCUUCAGAACUUGACUAUCCUGGAUCUAAGCAACAACAAUGUAGCCAACAUAAAUGCUGAACUGUUGGAGGGUCUUGAGAAACUAGAAGUUCUGGAUUUGCAGCAUAACAACUUAGCAAGACUAUGGAAACAUGCAAACCCCAGUGGUCCUGUUCAUUUUCUAAAGGGUCUUUCUCACCUCCGCAUUCUUAACUUAGAGUCUAAUGGCUUUGAUGAGAUCCCAGCAGAGGCAUUCAAGGACUUGCUUGAAUUAAAGAGAAUUGAUUUAGGAUUGAAUAACUUAAACAUAUUUCCACCAUCUGUCUUUGAUGAUCAGGCAUCUCUAAAGUCAUUGAACCUUCAGAAGAAUCUCAUAACAUCAGUUGAGAAGAACGUCUUUGGGCCAGUCUUCAGGAACCUAAGUAAUUUAGAUAUGAGCUUUAAUCCAUUUGAUUGUACCUGUGAAAGUAUCGCCUGGUUCGUUAAUUGGAUUAACAAGACCCAUACCAACAUCUCUGAGCUAUCAAGCCAUUACCUCUGCAAUACUCCCCCUCAAUAUCAUGGUUUCCCCGUCAUGCUUUUUGAUGUAUCACCCUGCAAAGACAGUGCCCCCUUUGAACUCUUUUUCAUAAUAAAUACCAGUGUCUCAUUGAUUUUUAUCUUCAUUGUACUGCUCAUCCAUUUUGAAGGCUGGAGGAUAUCUUUUUAUUGGAAUGUUUUAGUGCAUCGAAUUCUUGGUUUCAAAGAAAUAGACAGACAGCCAGAGCAGUUUGAAUAUGCAGCUUAUAUAAUUCAUGCCUAUAAAGAUCGGGAUUGGGUCUGGGAACACUUCUCUCCAAUGGAAGAAAAAGAUCGAACUCUCAAAUUUUGUCUCGAAGAGAGGGACUUUGAGGCAGGUGUCCUUGAACUUGAAUCAAUUGUUAAUAGCAUCAAAAGAAGCAGAAAAACUAUUUUUGUUAUAACACAGAAUCUAUUAAAAGAUCCAUUAUGCAAAAGAUUCAAGGUGCACCAGGCAGUUCAACAAGCUAUUGAACAGAAUCUGGAUUCCAUUAUAUUGAUCUUUCUUGAGGAAAUUCCAGAUUAUAAACUGAACCACGCACUCUGUUUGCGAAGAGGGAUGUUUAAAUCUCACUGCAUCUUGAACUGGCCAGUUCAGAAAGAACGGGUAAACGCCUUUCAUCAUAAAUUGCAAGUAGCACUUGGAUCCAGAAACUCAACACAUUAAAUUUAUUUCAAGACUAAGGUAACAGAGGAGUAACUUUCCUAACUUAAAAAGUUUUACGGUCAAUUUAGGUUCUAUUUGAAAAUAAUGUUGACCUGUUUAUUCAUAUUUAGAGAGUAUUAUCCCAAGAUUCUGUCUCUUCUCUCUCUCUAUUGCCAGUGUUUUAUAACCAGCUGAGUUAAUUGGACCCAAAAUAAACAUAUAAGAAUAUCUUCUACAAGCGAAUGCACAGUUGGUUACUGAGGUCUAAGACAACUUUAAAAAGUUUUAAAACAUUCCUCAUUUAAAGAAAAUAUAGAAUUAUGAGAAGGUUUCUGACCAUUACAUUUGGAUUUUUUUUGGAUGCACUUAUAGUAGAAUAAGAGAUAAUGGUUUUAGUGGAUACAAUAUUAUUUCAACUGAAAAGAGUACAUUUAAUAUAUAUACCCCAAUUUUUGAAAGCUUAGGUGUAGUAUUUUUUCAAAUGGAAGGCUUUUAUUUUAGUGGUGCCUGUCUCACUGUCGAUUUUGUGAAGUUUUAAAUCCCAUUUUAAUAUACAGAUUCAUGGUCAGAAAACAUUUGCAGUUCAUUUUGAUCACUUAGUAAAAUAAAUAUUUUAAUAAACACUUACUUAUAUUUUCCUGAUAUUUGGGCUUCUGCCAUAGGUGUUAGAAGAAACAAUUCUCUUAUUUAGAAGUAUUACCAAAAAAAAAAAAAAAAGGAUUACAGAAAGGCUUGCUUCCUGAACAUUAAUUAGCAGAUUGGCUUUGUGGAAAUAAAAUAUUCUUUUCUCUUAGUCACAGACUCAGGAGAUGGCCCUGGCCGAAUCAUUUGGUCCCACUGAGAUUCUUUGACUCCUGAUCUUGAAAAUAAUGAUGAUAAACAAAAUCUUAAAUAAUCCCAUAUAAUUAAUAAUGACCAUGGUAUAGUACAUUCACAUGAAAUAUAUUAUCAUGUAAAAUAUGCUGUGUACAUGUUAGUCCUUCUCUAGAAAGACUAUUAUUUUAAAUUUUAUUUUUGUCUUACAAUGAAAAGAAUCUAAUUAUGGAAAUAGACAAGCAGAGCUUUCUAAAACUUUUAUAGUUCUGUAUUUAAAUAUGAGAAAGGGUUGAAAUGAUAAAGCUGAGUUAAUUCCUAUAUUAGAAGCACCUCUUUGCUAAAUUUAGGGAAUAUUUGAGGUGUCACAUUUUGGAACUUUGAUUGAAAUUGUUCAAUAUUCUCAGGGCUAAGCUCACAGAACUCUGAAAGAAAUAAUAUUCACUGCAUUGUUGGUUCCGAAAGAGUCUAUAUCUCUCAACAAUGUGAAUGUGCGGAGGACUCAUUUUCACUUUCCCAUUAUACAUCAGCCUUGCCCACGAGACACUUGUUUUAUAGCUUUUUUUGUUAAAAUGUGUUUAUUGCCCAUGAAAUAAUCUUGUUCUAUUUUGGCAUGAUAAACUAUAAACAAACAAACAAGCAAAUAAAUAAAUUAAUUAAAUUAUAUUUUUAUGAUGCCAAAAUAAGAUUCACAAUGACUAUUUUUCUUGAUGUGCUUUGUAUGUUAUCUAUGUAUCAAUGGUCUCAAGUUCAUUAAAAUAUUUCUAAGUGAAUUUUUAUUAUGAAUUAAUGUUUCAUCAGUUUGUGAAAAGGCUUUCAUUCUCUUACUUAUUUGCCUAUAAGAUAGUUGAUCAAAUGGCCACAAUUUAAAUUGAGUUCAAAUGUAAUUUUCUUGAAGUUGUUGAAUAGAUGAGGAGAUGCACAAGAGAUGGCCCAUUUAACUGAAUAUAAAUCAAGCUAAUAAAAGGUGUGAGCCUUGACUUGUGUUUGACCUACACAGGAAGAAACAUCCUGAACUUCUGUAAGCUGUCCUUUAUAAUUGUUCUCAGGGGGAGUCCUUGUCCCUGGGGUUUCAAACAAGGGAAGUGCAGAAAAGGAUGUUUGUCUGACCUAUUUAAUUUCCAAGAGCAAAGUGACUUGUUUGACUGCUCUCAAGGUGCCAUCAUAUUAUCUGUUCACUCUAUCUUCUUCCUGUUUUUCACUUUCAAAACAAAUUCCAGCUGAAUCAACAUUGAGUUAAAGAUAAAUUUAGGAAUUUAGAUUUUACCUAAAAAUGACACCUUGUUUGAUUGUAAUGAGAAGUAAAUGCUCUCAAUUUGUUAGUGAGGAGGGGGGUUUUCAAUGCCGUUUUAUUUAAUAAGUUCUAAUUAUUCAAAUGUCUACUUUGGGUUAUUUGCAAAGGGAACUCAAUAGUGAGUGAUGGUGGUCAUUGGAAAAUGUAAAGAAUGUUCCAUAGGAAGAGCUUAAAAAAUAUUUCUUGCAAUCUAUAGAGGCAGAAAGCAGACUAUUGGUUGUCUGGACAUAGGGAUGGGAAUAGGGAGUAAAUACGGGUGGUACAAGAGAUUUUGGGAGUGA